This is a messenger RNA of Penicillium paradoxum, 1809 nucleotides long. RefSeq names its product Major facilitator superfamily domain general substrate transporter. The transcript is spliced from 3 exons. Gene Ontology annotation, molecular function: transmembrane transporter activity. The record is from RefSeq and is a predicted model, not a curated record. NCBI's taxonomy places the organism in Eukaryota, Fungi, Ascomycota, Eurotiomycetes, Eurotiales, Aspergillaceae. Gene Ontology annotation, biological process: transmembrane transport. Bases 1 to 1809 code for a protein of 602 amino acids.
AUGGGUGUCAUCAACCUGACUCGUGGCCGGAAGGAGAAUAUAGUAGUUGAGGACUUGCGCCCAACUCAUGAAAAUGAAAAGUCCAAUCUCAACUUGGAGCACACUGGAGUAGACGAUGGUCCAACCAACCUGGAUCGUGCGGAGAAAGAGAUAUCGGAACACCCCGACAAGGUUACCGCAAAUAUCGCAGAUGGUGUGCGCAAGGCAGAGGCCGUUGCUCUGGUUUGGAACAAGAAAGCUGUCUUUGCGAUCUAUGCCUGGAUCUGGGUAUGCUUCUUCAUGCUGGCAUUGCAUUCCUCCAUUGGCUCCAAUGUUCUCUACUAUGCCUAUUCCAAAUUCCAGGAUGCGUCCCAGGUGGCCACAGCCUCGAUUCUGGCAAGCAUCGUCGGCGGAGUUCUCAAGCUGCCCGUUGGAAAGAUCUUGACCCUGUGGGGACGUGCCGAAGGUCUGGUCAUCUUCACAGGCGUGUAUGUUCUUGGUAUAAUUAUUCUCGCUUCUUGCAACAACCCUGAAAGUUACGCUGCCGGCUACGUUCUUUACUGGGUUGGAUAUGACGCGAUCUAUAUCAUCCUGGAUAUCUUCGUUGCCGAUACUACGGGCAUGCGCAACCGUGCUUUUGCCUUUGCCUUUGCCUCAACUCCCUUCAUUUGCACUGCAUUCACGGGUCCCUUGGCUGCUACUCAUUUCCUCGAGAAUUCGAACUGGCGUUGGGCCUAUGGUUCUUUUGCCAUCAUUAUGCCGUUUGUCUUCCUGCCUCUUGCUGUCGUCUUUAAGUACUAUGAAAACAAGGCCAAGAAGUUGGGUAUUUUACAGCGCCCGGUUAGCGGCCGCACUACUCUGCAGUCGAUUGUCUACUAUUUGCACGAGUUUGACAUCAUCGGUGCCUUCAUCUUGAUGGCAGCUUUUAUCUUAUUCCUCCUUCCGUUUAGCUUGGCUAGCAACGGCCGUGCCCAGUAUAAAGAAGCCUCUUUCAUCGCGCCCCUGAUCGUUGGUUUCUUCCUCUUCUUCGGCUUCGCAGCCUGGGAAAAGUGGUUCACCCGCACUCACUUCAUCCCCUAUCAGCUUUUCAAGGACCGUACCGUUCUUGGUGCCUGCCUGCUGUCGGCGGUCCUCUAUUUCAGCUUCUACUCCUGGGAUCUAUACUUUUACUACUUUGUGAUGGUCGUGUACAACCUCAACGUUCAGAUGACUGGCUACAUGACCGCUAUCUACACCGUGGGUUCCUGCUUCUGGUCCCCGAUCUUCGGUAUCUGGAUCCGCUACACGAAGGAGUUCAAGUAUAGCUGUCUCUUCUUCGCACUGCCCCUCAUGACCCUCGGCGCUGGCCUGAUGAUCCACUUCCGCGGCUCGGACGCCGACAUUGGAUACGUGAUCAUGUGCCAGAUCUUCAUUGCCUUUGCCGGCGGAAUGCUGGUCAUUGGCGAGCAGAUGGCCGUUAUGUGCGCUUCCGACCGUGAAGGUAUCCCCAUGAUGAUCUCGCUUGUCUCGCUUUUCUCGAAUUUGGGCGGUGCCAUCGGCUACGCCGUCUCCGCUGCUAUCUACACCAACACUUUCCCUCAGGGCUUGCGGGAUGCGCUGCCGGAUAGUGCGAAGGACCAGUGGUCCACCAUCUACGAUGGUGGCUGGGUCACCCAGAUGACGUAUCUGCCCGGUACCCCGGAACGUGAUGCGAUCAACUUCGCCUAUGGUUACAGUCAGAAGUAUGGGUGCAUUGCUGCGACGGCUAUUCUUGCCCUUGCGGUUCCGUGUAUCGGUGUGUGGCGACACUACCGAGUUGACAAGGAGCAGAACAAGGGUACCGUUCUUUAG